Molecule: messenger RNA, 935 nt
Organism: Ceratitis capitata (Mediterranean fruit fly)
Lineage: Eukaryota; Metazoa; Arthropoda; Insecta; Diptera; Tephritidae
Product: rRNA-processing protein UTP23 homolog
Exons: 3
Coding region: 87-845 (252 amino acids)
Cellular component (GO): small-subunit processome; nucleolus
Molecular function (GO): small ribosomal subunit rRNA binding
Source: RefSeq, a predicted model, not a curated record
GGCUGUCAAAUGUGGUCAAUUUUGACAAGAAGUUGACAGUUAUAGAUAUAUAAGAAGCGGAUUCGGAAUUGUUUUUAAUAACUAAAAUGAAGAUUUCACGUUUAAAAAAAGCACACAAAACAUUAACAUUUUUUUCCACAAAUUUUGAAUACCGCGAGCCGUACCAAAUACUGGUAGAUGCCACUUUUUGUCAAAUGGCUUUGCAAAAUAAAGUUAUUAUCGAGGAACAAUUAAGAAAAUACUUUCAGUCGACUAUAAAAUUAGUUACUACGCAAUGUAUAAUAUUAGAAUCUGAAUCACUAGGAGCCCAGCUCGCUGGUGCGACUAUGAUCGUCAAAAAUUUCCAUGUUCACAAGUGUGGCCAUGAAGGUUCUCCUGUUCCGGGUUUGCAGUGCAUUAAAACAAUGGCACAUGAUGGACGUUAUAUUGUGGCAUCACAAGAUCGGUCCUUACAAAAGAGCCUUAGAAAAGUACCUGGUCGAAUGCUGCUAUACCUUCACAAGGCAACUCCGGUGUUAGAAGAACCUUCUGAUGCAUCAAAAAAAUAUGUUAUGAAAAAGUCACAAAAAAGUUUAACUUGUGGUAUAGAAAAACACUUGAAGGAAUUAAAACAAAUUAGAGAUUUAAAUACAGAUAUAUCGGAUAAGGCAUCAAAAAGAACUAGGCCCAAGAACCCAAAUCCACUUUCGUGUAAGAAAAGUAAAAAAAGAAAGGAUAAAAAUCACCAGAAUAUAGAUCCGAAAGCAUCCAGCCUAUGUACUUCUAGUGAAACCAGCAUGAAGAAGAAGCGAAAACGGCUCAAGAUACCCUCACAUGUAAAGGCAGCACUAAAAAACCCUGCAUAAAAACGAUACUAUUUUUGAAUAGCAAUCUAAAUUAAUAAAACUUAUUGUAACAAAUACGUAAAAAUACCUAAAAAUUUAAAACAAAUAAAA